Entelurus aequoreus (snake pipefish) is the source of this 3836-nucleotide messenger RNA. It is a transcript of the gene ulk3, whose product is annotated as unc-51 like kinase 3. Gene Ontology annotation, molecular function: protein serine/threonine kinase activity; ATP binding. NCBI's taxonomy places the organism in Eukaryota, Metazoa, Chordata, Actinopteri, Syngnathiformes, Syngnathidae. The transcript is spliced from 17 exons. The record is from RefSeq and is a predicted model, not a curated record. Gene Ontology annotation, cellular component: autophagosome; cytoplasm. Gene Ontology annotation, biological process: autophagy; autophagosome organization; peptidyl-serine phosphorylation. Bases 146 to 1555 code for a protein of 469 amino acids.
GUUUCAAGUCACGUGACCGCGGCACCGCCAGGCGUGUAUGCCGACUGACAGCGAUGUAAAUACUCACUUUUCCCCGGCAUAUAUCAUGGAUUCUCAGAUGUGAAGUUUGCAUGUGCAGCCAAGACCUCCUGGAAAGUCGGUGGGCAUGGCCUCGUCCUCCAGCUUCGCCCCUCCGAAACUGGAUGAUUUCAUCCUGACGGAGCGGCUCGGCAGUGGCACCUAUGCCACCGUCUACAAGGCCUUCAGAAAGGGGGACAGUCGAGAGGCGGUGGCUGUGAAGGUGGUUGCAAAGAAAACGCUCAACAAGGCGUCCACGGAGAACCUGCUGACUGAAAUUGAGAUUCUCAAGACUGUGCGUCACCCGCACAUUGUCCAGCUGAAGGACUUUGUGUGGGAUUCCGAUAACAUUUAUUUGAUCCUGGAAUGGUGUUCUGGUGGAGACCUGUCCCGUUUCAUUCGCAGUCGUCGGAUCUUACCGGAAAGAGUCGCCAGGCGUUUCCUGCAGCAGAUGGCCUGUGCUCUCCAGUUUCUACACAAGCGAAACAUCUCCCACUUGGACUUGAAACCACAGAACAUCUUGCUCAGCGGCUCAGUUCUCAAACUAGCAGACUUUGGCUUCGCCCAGUAUAUGUCACCGUGGGAUGAGAAGAGUGUGCUGAGGGGCUCCCCUCUCUACAUGGCUCCUGAGAUGGUGUGUCGGCGACAGUACGACUCCAGAGUGGAUCUGUGGUCGGUGGGGGUCAUUCUUUAUGAGGCACUAUUUGGGCGUGCUCCCUUUGCUUCAAAGUCAUACUCUGAAUUGGAAGAGAAGAUUCGGAGCAACCAACCCAUUGAGCUCCCACCCGGGGCCAGGGUCUCCAAGCAAUGCCGAGACCUCCUCCUGCGCCUCCUGGAGAGAAACCCAGACACCCGGAUCACCUUUGAGGAGUUUUUCACGCACCCUUUUGUGGACCUGGAGCACAUGCCGAGUGCCGAAAGCUUAGGGAAGGCGAAAGAGUUGGUCCUGCAGGCAGUUCAGAAGGACCAGGAGGGCGAGAGGUCCACUGCACUGUCUUUUUACUGUAGUGCCCUGGAGCACUUUGUCCCGGCUAUUUACUACGAGACGAACCGGCAGCGUAAAGAUGUCCUCAGGCAUAAGGUCAGCCAGUACGCGUCCAGAGCAGAGGAACUGAAAGCCCUGGUGGCCUCGGACAACAAGCUCAUCUUUGAGGAGGCCCGCACCUCCAGGGACGUCCUCCGAGAAAUGUCCCGUGACCAACCACGGCUGCUGUCUGCGCUGGAGAUGUCCUCCGAAGCCAUCGCUAAGGAGCAGAGCGGACUGGAUGAUAACGAGGCCUUGGAAGAAUACCAGCGGUGCUUAGGAGAACUUCUGCUGGCGCUUGCAGCCGAGCCGCAGGGCCGCCGCCGAGAGCUACUCCACAGCGAGAUCAAAAGUCUCAUGAGCCGAGCGGAGUAUCUCAAAAAGAACAUCAAGAUGCAAGAGACUCAACGGGACGCCUCACUGGACCGGGAGCCUCUAUCGGACUCCGUAAGAAGCUCUUGCUGUGUGCAGUAAGACCAAAAUGGCCACCACGAGAACCGGCUGGCUUGGCCCAUCGGACCAUCUUGCCGAGCGUGAAGCCAACAAGGCUCUGUGCUCGGGGGCCAAAGCAAACCUGCAUCCCACCUCACCUCCCACAUUCUGGCUGGGUGGCAAAGUCCUGCCAAAAGUGUUAAAUUAUGUUUUUAGUUGUUGCUGGAGGGAAUUCAGCAGGUAGCAAGAGCUGCUUUUUUUUUGUUCUUCGAGCUUAGACCCCACCGGAGAACUGUUUACGACUUUCAAGUCGUAACCUUUGAGACACUCACAAAGUGACGCUAGCCAGUUGUUAUCGUGAGAGAUUCUCUGGCUAACAUUUGGCUUGGCUGUAAUGUAAACAUUAGCUUCUGUGCUCCAUCACUUACAUCUAUACACUGCUAUAAUCGUUGAACGCGUCGCUCUAACUGGUCGACAAGCUGAAGUAAUUGGUGUCUUAUUUACCUUACUUUAAAAGCAUUAGCAGCAAACUGUGAAAAUAUGUGGCGGGUAAACGCGAACAUGAGACCUCACAAUGGUGUUUACUGUAGUAGUCUGACAGUUGUACUGUAGCCUUUGCAAACAUAAACAUGCAGUGGAACCUCUCAAGGUAAAACCAUGUUUGUUUUUGUACCAUUAGAAAUUAUUUGAAAUUGGAUUGAUCUGUUCCACAGUCAAUUAAUAGGAAUUAAUUGUAACACAAGCGUAAAAAGAAGUUCAUCACUGCUGUAGUAAAACAAACAAACAAACAAACACUAAAUAGCGGACUCAGCCUUUAUGACACCUGAGGACAAAGGCGCCGCGAAUCGAGACAAAGCUUUUUGACCUUCUUACUUGUCAUACAAAUGUAAAAAGAAGUUUACCGCUCGAUUGCAGAAGUUAAAAACAAUAAAUUGUUUAUCGUAUUUUUCGGAGUAUAAGUCGCUCUGGAGUAUAAGUCGCACCGGCCGAAAAUGCAUAAUAAAGAAGGGAAAAAACAUAUAUAAGUCGCACUGGAGUAUAAGUCGCAUUUUUGGGGGAAAUUUCUUUGAUAAAACCCAACACCAAGAAUAGACAUUUGAAAGGCAAUUUAAAAUAAAUAAAGAAUAGUGAACAACAGGCUGAAUAAGUGUACGUUAUAUGACGCAUAAAUAACCAACUUAGAACGUGCCUGGUAUGCUAACGUAACAUAUUAUGGUAAGAGUCAUUCAAAUAACUAUAACAUAUAGAACAUGCUAUACGUUUACCAAACAAUCUGUCACUCCUAAUCGCUAAAUCCCAUGAAAUCUUAUACGUCUAGUCUCUUACGUGAAUGAGCUAAAUAAUAUUAUUUGAUAUUUUACGCUAAUGUGUUAAUAAUUUCACACAUAAGUCGCUCCUGAGUAUAAGUCAAACUAUGAAAAAAAAACUGCGACUUAUAGUCCGAAAAAUACGGUACUCACCCUUGACAAAUGCGAAUAGCAUAUCGGGAAGCGGAUUGUUGAAGGCAUUUUUUUUCUCACAUUCUUACCUCAGAAGUAUAAAAAGAACUUAAGAAUUGCACAUUAACUUUUUUUUUAUUUUAUUUUUCUUAAUUAUUUUUUUUAUAUUUGUUUAUUGCACUUUGGACAUAUACAGUCCAGAAAUACAAUUAAACACAUGUCAAAUGGUGUUUUUUCCUCUAAACAAGUGACACUCAAAAAUGAUAUGUAAAAUGCAAUUAAAAUACAUAAAAUAGAAUAAAUAAAUGUAUAAAAAUAAUAAAGUCAAAUAAGUACAGGCAAAUAUUGACACAAAAGCAGGAAAUAAGCUAAUUAUCUACUUUUCAGUUGGAGUGUAAAUUUGAGAUCAGUCUCUUCUACAUAUUUUAGGAAAUCACCCCAUACUUGCAUUGCACAUCACUUCUUCAUCACCGUGAAUUGAUUAGCGUGGACCCCGACUUAAACAAGUUGAAAAACCAUUUAGUGGUCAAUUGUACGGAAUAUGUACUGUACUGUGCAAUCUACUAAUAAAAGUUUCAAUCAAUCAAUCAAUCAAUCAAUCAAUCAAUCAAUUCUUAAAGGAGUAAAAAUCAAUACAAACUUCUGCAAUGUUGUUAUUGAUGUGCAAUGACAAUGAAAGCCUAGUCUAGUCUAAAACCUUGUAGGGCUGCUAAUGCCUGGGGGGUUAGUAGACACAGCAGUCAGAUAAACAUUAACCGCAGCAAUGUACAUUCCAGUCUUUUUGGGGUUUCUUCUUUUUUUUAUUGUGGCUUCAGAUCUCUUGUACUGAGCAGCCAGGACAGAGGAACCUGUUCCGUUUUUGUCUGGUUUUAUGGACCUGUGUG